Messenger RNA from Bombus terrestris (buff-tailed bumblebee), 773 nucleotides. RefSeq names its product protein Dr1 (gene NC2beta). The record is from RefSeq and is a predicted model, not a curated record. NCBI's taxonomy places the organism in Eukaryota, Metazoa, Arthropoda, Insecta, Hymenoptera, Apidae. Gene Ontology annotation, molecular function: TBP-class protein binding; general transcription initiation factor activity; protein heterodimerization activity. Gene Ontology annotation, biological process: RNA polymerase II preinitiation complex assembly; positive regulation of transcription by RNA polymerase II; chromatin remodeling. The coding region runs from base 148 to 651 and encodes 167 amino acids. Gene Ontology annotation, cellular component: negative cofactor 2 complex. The transcript has 2 exons.
UGAAAUAUAUUUGCAUCAAAACCGUGAAUAGAUGUAGGAUAACACAUAAACGUGUUUACUGGUGUUCUGUUUAAAAAUUCCGAUUGUAUUGACGCUCGUGAAUACAUUGAAUAGAUAAGAUAGAUAGAAUAACACAAACAAGAAGAAAUGGCCUCGGCUGCUACAUCACCGACGGAAGACGAUGAAUUAACAUUACCGCGUGCAUCGAUCAACAAGAUAAUCAAAGAAAUUUUACCACAUGUACGCGUAGCAAACGAAUCCCGGGAAUUGAUAUUAAAUUGUUGCACAGAAUUUAUUCAUUUAGUUUCUUCCGAGGCGAAUGAAAUUUGUAAUCAACAACAGAAGAAAACCAUUAACGCUGAACAUAUUCUUCAAGCACUUGAAAAACUUGGAUUUGGAGAUUAUAGCGUAGAAGCUGAGGCGGUUCUACGAGAUUGCAAAGCUGUCGCUGCUAAACGAAGACGUCAGAGUACUAGAUUAGAAAAUUUGGGAAUUCCGGAAGAAGAACUUCUUAGACAACAACAAGAAUUAUUUGCAAAAGCAAGAGAGGAACAAGCAGUUGCUGAACAACAACAGUGGCAACAAUUACAAGCAGUUGCAAAAAUGACCUCGAUGUUACAGUCUGAUAGUGAACAAGAAGAUUACUCGUAAAUGAAGUUUACUCUAUUCGAUUUGUCAAUGUAUUUCGUCGAGAUCGAUUGGAAACGAAUAAGACACAAUUUCUAAAUAGUGUAGCAAAUUUUGGAUAAUUAUAAUAAUGUAUAUUACUCUAA